AUGACGAAUGGGGGCGUGGGGUCUUAUGAUUUGAAUGGAGAGCCACCGCCAUCCCGCAUCAUCAUCAUCAUCAUCAGCACCAUUAUUAUCAUCGGCGGCAGCGGCAUCGUCAGAGCUGGUCACGUGUCCCGUCGGAAGCAGGGACGGGCGGUAGUGUGGGAUGCAGACGUGGGGCAGGCUGGAGCGGAACCUGCAGCUCGGCGAGGCGGCCCCGAGCUCACCGAGGACCACCGCAAGCAUCAGUUGGCUCAGGCGGGUUGCCUGGUGGCAGCGGGGCACGUGCACGGAGCGGAAGAUGCUGAGGAUGAUUCGCCCACGCCGACCUGGACCAUGAGCAAUGAUUCGCCCGCUUUGACAACUCUGACGGAGAACUCUACAGAUGUCCCUGUGUCGGCGGGCCAGGUGGAAAAUUAUGUGCUGCUUUUGGUGCUACUGAGUAUUUUCGCUGGGGGGACGCUAGUUCUGCUCUCCCUGCUGCUGCUCUUCUGCCACCGCUGCUGCAUGGGUGGGCGUCGCUACUCCAGAGCGAGUGAUGACCCUGAGAAAACUAACACAACUUACGUUGAAGACUCUCAGCCCACACAAGAGAUCACCAUUCGUCUGGAUGAAACAGACGCUCUCUCAGCUUCCAGCUGUCACGACGGGGAGUCGGAGAGGUUCGUUUCCACCGGGCUGACAGGCCGCAGAGUAUCCUUCAACGAAUCCGCUCUGUACGAAAAGGAGAGGAUGACCGAGGACAAAGGACGCAGGUACACUCUAACCGAGGGUGAUUUUCACCACCUAAAAAAAGCUCGGCUGACUCACCUCCACCUGCCGCCGGCACCAUGUGACCUCAAAAUCCUCACCAUCAUGGAGUGUGACUCAAAUGAGAGCAGCUCUGUCAACAUCAGUGACGCGCCAACUCCUAAACUUCCUCUCACUAUUUACCAGCCGACUGAGAGAAGAGUGUCUGACUGGUUGGGUCAGAGCCGCAGCAGACGUCUCCCUGGCGACACACAUCAUUCCAUCCUCCUGGACCAGAUUCCUAGACGGGGUUCCCUGACUUUGGAGGCUCUCAGAGGCAGAGGGGAAGCUCAAGGUGAACACAUAAUGAGGGGGGAGACCACCCAUGCUUCCGGCCAGACGUCAGUUCUGCAGUUCUUGUCAAAACUGAGGCGACACACCAGUCUGGAGGGGGCUGGGCCCUAUUUCAAGCGUUGGAAGUUUGACAGGAGCCACCGGGCUGCCAGUCUGGAUGCCAAAGGGUCCCCAAAGAGAAGACCCUUCCAGAGGCAAAGAGCUGCAAGUGAAAACACUGAUCAUACUGAGGAUGACUCUUCAAUCCGAAACGAUACAACAGGGUCUUUUCCGCAGACUCCCAGUCAGACCAGCGGCCUCCAGUCUCUGUCUGCCGAAUCUCUGUCUCAACCUUCGAUGGGUCACACCACCUCCGUCUUCCUCCACAGGCUGGAGGCCGUGGUUGUGGAGGUCAGCGGUAUCAGCAGUAGAAGAGAAGAACCGCCUUGGCAAGCGGAUCAUUUCUCAAACCAGAGGCAAAUCAGCAUCUCAGGCAACAACCAGAGAGUCCAGGAAGGAUUAAAACCCGAUGCUGUCGCAAGGACAGACAGUGUCUGGCUUGAGUCUGAACCUCUACAAGAGGAUGAAUUGUUCAAGUCACAACAGGAAGCCAAAGUCAUCCAAUGUAAGGACUCGCCUAGGAAAACUCCAGAUGAUAAAACAAGCAAUCUGACUCAAAACUGUGAGAUGGAAGCUGAUGAAGGAGAAGAGGUAUUGUUAGAAGAUGAAAGCAGACCGAGGGCGGAUUCAGGUUCUUCUCUUUCCUUCGGGCUUCGGCAGGAGAUCUUAGAGUCUCAACCGUCUCUCUACAGAGACAUCUGGAGCUUACGAGCCUCCCUAGAGCAAUACGCCUCCUCGGACCAGAGCAGCACUGACAGGGAGUCUGUCCGCAGCGAUGCCGAAAGUGUCUCGUCACAGAGCGGAAACCGUACCGGACAGCUGGACAGCUGCUUGUCCCAAGACCUGGAUGAUGAACCCGAAGCAGAAGGAGAGGUGAUGGAAGGAGGUAUCAGAGGGGCAUCGGGGGGCGCCAGCGAGACCGGAAGUGGGGUUGACGGAGAAGGUGACGUGGGUAACCGCAAACUCCUUCAGAUGGAUAGCGGCUACGCCUCUAUUGAAACACCAUCCAAAGGCCCGGAGGAGAUGCGCAUUUUUGGGACUCCUGCAGCCCCACGUGGAAAAACGGCCUCAGAAAGAAGGUUGUUCUUCACAAGCUCAGGUAGAAAAGGUUCUGUGUGCGAGAGCACCGACACCAGGUUGUUCCAGGAAGAGAUGGAAGAAGAUUUAACUGAAAGCACAGAGGAGAAACACAAGACUAGUCUCUUGCUCCAACAACCCGUCAAAUUACUCGAUCCUCAGAAACAAGAUAACCUAACAACUCAACUGCUGAAGCCGAUAUCUCAGCCUUCCAGUCCUCACCGACCUCGCCUACACCGCCGCGACUACAGCAUCGACGAGAAGACCGACGCACUUUUCAACGAGUUCCUCCGACACGACCCCAGGUUCGACCAGCCAGAUUCGCCAUUUCGGACCAGGCACCGCUCCAGAGUGCACCUGAGGAAGCAGUGGCAAAGACACAAGCAAUACAGCGACCCGGGAACAGGGGGUCGUUACUCCCCAUCUCUGGAGAGACAGAGGUUCACCCCGCUACCGAGAGGCGACAGCGCCAGUUAUCCUUUGGACACCAGGUACCACAGCACACUCUCGCGCAUCGCCAGCGCGGCGGAUGAAGAAGCUAGCGAGAUAGCAGCUUGCGAAGAGGCAGCCAGAGAAAGCACAACAGAAGUGUCCGGCGAUGGAGCCGUCGCCUCAGAGAUUAUAUCAAAUGUGACUGGCCAGGGUGACGGUCAGCAAACUUCUUCCAACACUAAAAGCACAAGCAGUCAGCAGCCCGCCACCGGGCUUGCGCGCUGCAUGGACCCUCGAGUGGAAAACAGGAACAACAACAGCAGUCCGUCAAGCAAUCUGGCAGACAAACUGGCCGCGGCGGUGGAGGAGAGACUCUAUGGCAGCAUGCGGAGGGCUGAACUCGACCAGGGGGGAACGGAGAGCGUGGUCGCUGCCUCUCACACAGUCUCGCCUAACCAUAGUCCUAUGUAA
Messenger RNA from Nerophis lumbriciformis (worm pipefish), 3156 nucleotides. NCBI's taxonomy places the organism in Eukaryota, Metazoa, Chordata, Actinopteri, Syngnathiformes, Syngnathidae. The record is from RefSeq and is a predicted model, not a curated record.